Messenger RNA from Trichomycterus rosablanca, 2767 nucleotides. It is a transcript of the gene pmela, whose product is annotated as premelanosome protein a. Gene Ontology annotation, biological process: melanosome organization. Gene Ontology annotation, cellular component: plasma membrane; melanosome. Lineage: Eukaryota; Metazoa; Chordata; Actinopteri; Siluriformes; Trichomycteridae. The record is from RefSeq and is a predicted model, not a curated record. The transcript has 12 exons. The coding region runs from base 23 to 2158 and encodes 711 amino acids.
UGGCUGGGGGCUGGAUUGCAGAAUGAGGUCGGCUGUCGUAGGUCUGGUUCUGAUCUCUUUGGCGGCGGUUGAGAGUUUCAGGACACGUUUUCAGCGCUAUCGAUCAUGGAAUUCGCGAAUGUACCCGGUGUGGAGGGACGGCGACUCCAGAUACAGAGACUGCUGGAAGGGUGGAGAGGUGACGUUUGAUAUCAGGAACGAUGCUCCGACCCUGACCGGAGCUAAAGCCACGUUUAACAUCAGCAUCCACCCUCCAGGGAAUCAGACGGUCCUGCCUGACGGGAGUGUGGUGUGGUCACACAACUGCACCAUCAAUGGAACUCGCUACACUGUGGGUGAGCCUGUUUACCCAGAAUUCAACACUACAAGAGAAUGGACGGGCAUUUUUCCUGAUGGUACUCCUUUUACUACGACAUCGCCUAGAAAACCGGCCUUCAUCUUUGUGUGGAAGACAUGGGGUCGAUACUGGCAGGUGGCUGGCGGUCCUUCCUCUGCACUGACCAUAGGAACUGAUAAUGUACCUCUGGGAUCCUACAACAUGGAGGUGGUUAUUUAUCACUGCAGGGGAAGAGAUAAGUUCAUUCCUCUAGGUUACGCUUCCACACAGUUCUCUAUCACAGAUCAGAUCCCGUUCUCUGUCAGCCUCUCUCAAAUUGGCGACGUGAACCAGGCCGAUCAGAGUUUCAUCCAGAACCGCCCGGUGACCUUCAGCGUCAGUCUGCACGACCCCAGCCGGUACCUCAGUCUGUCAGACGUCUCCUUCACCUGGGAUUUCGGGGAUGACACCGGGACGCUCAUCUCCCGCCAGCCCUCCGUCACACACACCUACCUGACGGUCGGGUCCUUCAGGCCGCAGCUCGUACUGACGGCCGCCAUUCCCAACGGCUGCGUCCCGAAUCCCACCGCAGGAGCCGCGACCACCGGCGUGCCAGCCCUAACGGUGGUGGUGCCAACUGAAGCGCCAGCGGCUGGCACCUCUCCUCAGCCUGCGCAGACAGGAAUCGAAGCGGCUGCUGUUCCGGCGGUGGUUAACGACCUAGCGGUGGCUACAGUUAGCCCGGACGCUGAAGCUGCAGCCGCUGCUACCGAAGAACAGGUCGCUACCGCCGAAACCGCUACAGACGGCGCAGCGGAGGCAGAACAAGCCGAUGGCGGCGCGGUUAUCGACGCUGCCGUGUCCACUGCCCCUCCAGCAGAUGGCGCUGUUGAGACGGUUGCUACAGAAGUCGUUUCAGAAGCUGCCGUGGUUGCUGAUGAUACAGACACCAGCACGUUAGCACCGGCUACAGAAGUCAUUAUUAAUGUUGUAGCCACGGGCGCUGCUGUUGCUGAAACGGUGCCCCCUGUGGUGCCCGUUACUGAGGGUGAAACUCUGGUGAAUGAUGUUGCCUUAGAUGCAGCAGUAACUGAUCCUGCUGAAGUUGCACUUUCAGCCACCGCAGCUCCAGUCACGCAGAACGCUAUCGUCGCUGACGGAACGGUGGGAACGCAGGCCGCUCUGGUCAUCGUUAAACGACAAGCUCCGGAGAUACCAGCCGAAGAAAGCUGUACCAUCUACCGUUACGGCUCCUUCUCCUCCGCGCUGAACGUCGUCCAGGGGAUUGAGAGCGUGGAGAUUGUGGAAGUGAAUAACGUGGCGGUUUUGGCAACGAACGUGGAGCAGAACGCCGUGGAUCUCACCGUCACCUGCCAGGGAAGCUUGCCGAGUGAGGUGUGUACGGUGGUAUCGGAUUCCGACUGUAUCAGCCCUGUACGGACGGAGUGCAACAACGUGACCCCGACUCCCGAGUGUCAGCUGAUCCUCCGCCGCUUCUUCAACGACUCGGGGACCUUCUGCAUCAACGUCUCUCUCACCAACGACGUCAGCUUCGCCGUCACCAGCGCCAGGCUCAGCGUCUCUGUGGAUGCAGGAUCGUCGUCAGCCGGAGCUGCUACAGCGGUGCUCGGUGUUCUAGUGCUGAUCGGUGCCGUGGCCGCCGUGGCCGCCGUGGCCGUGACGUACAGGCGGAUGAAACCCUACCGCAUGCUCAGAGAGGACCAGACAGAGGGAACUGUGGGUAAUUCUGGUUUUAAAUCUGUGCCGAUGAUGGUGUGGAACCUCCUGCGCAGACAGCAAGCCGGAGAGAGUCGGCCACUGCUGCAGGGACGAGUGGUGUGAACACGCGCUCGCACACCCAGUCACACACACACACACACACACACACACAGCAUGUGCUAUCGUAACAUUUACAAAUAUUAACAUUAGUGGCUGUCCUGUUAUCUCUGACUCCGUCUUUUUGAUUUCAUCUUGUUCAUUUAUUAAUAAUCGAGUGCUUCACUUGGUCAGGGUCAGGAUUGGUUUGGAGCCUGUCUCAGAACCAGUGGGAACACAAGUGCUAGAAAAAGAAAAAAAAGAUAAAACAAGAGCAGAAUUGGAAUCUGCCUCGCCGCUGCAUUUUUAUAUUAACUAACUCAACUUCACACUUUUCUCUUAGCCGGUAAUUUAUCAGCAUUUGUCGAAGGUCGUCAUCUAAGUGUCCCAAUACUUGCCCGUAUAGUGCACCUUUCUGCUGGAAUGAUUUGUUGAUAUUAAAUACGGAUGUUUUAAAAGAUGUUGUGUUUUUCACUUCGCAACCAAACGGCUUGUGUUACCAUGAAUAUAUUAUCACAGUCACGAUCACAGACGCCCUGUAAUCUCCUACUGUUUCAUUCUAACAUAAAUGCUAACUGAUGAUGAUGAUGAUGAUGUAAACAUUUAUAUCCUGUUCUGAUGGAAUAAAGAUUUUCU